UGGAAGGGGCACUGUAAUCUGAGAAUGGUUUUGUUUGAGACUAAGGUCCAGAUUUCUACAUAGGAUGCAGGGACUCGGGGGGCUCUUGGGAGAAUGCAAUAUGAUAAGCAUUUGGGUGACAAAUAUCUUGCAGGGGAUAUUCAUCCAGGCCUGGGUCUGAGCACCAAUACUACCACAGUGGUGAAAGGAACACUCCCUCCACCCAUGCUUUGGGCUGAGCCAGGUUCUGUCAUCUCUUGGGGGAAGUCUGUGACCAUCUUGUGCCAAGGAAUCCUCCAGGCACAGGAGUACUACUUGAAUAAAGAAGGAAGGACACCAGGCUUAUACAGACAGACCCUAAUGGAGCCUGGGGCCAAGGCUAUGUUCCCCAUACUAUUCGUUACAGAGCACCAUGCAGGAGAAUAUCGCUGUCACUACGAGAGUCCUGCUGGUUCUUCGGAGCAUAGUGACAUGCUGAAGCUGGUGGUGACAGAUGUCUAUAGUAAACCCAGCCUGUCAGCCUUGCCCAGUCCUGUUGUGACCCCAGGAGGGAAUGUAACCUUUCAGUGUGUCUCAUGGUUGGGAUUUGGCGCCUUCAUUCUGACUGAGGAAGGAGAAAACAAUCUCUCCUGGACUCACGGCUCACAGAGACAUCCAAAUGGGCACAUGCAGGCCCUUUUUCCUAUGGGUCCCAUACAUCCCAGCCACAGGCGGACAUUCAGGUGUUAUGGGUACGACAAGAGCAAUGCCCAAGUAUGGUCAACACCCAGUGACACCCUGGAGCUCAUAAUCUCAGCAGCGGAUGAGACUGCCAGUCCAUCAUCAAACAUGUCAGACCCCCGAACAGGCUCGUCUCUCCAAGACCACACAGUGGAGAAUCUUACCAGGAUCACAUUGGGCAGCUUGGUCCUGGUGGUUCUUGGAAUUUUUCUAUUUGAGGCUCAGCACAGCCAAAGAAGGAUACAAGAUGAAGCCAGGAGAUAAACAAUGGUGAAGACGGAGGUUUCUCUCCCGCCGCCCUUCAGCCCAUAAUAAGUACACCGAGGCGUAUAUUAUUAAACUCUCUUGGUUGAUGGUUAGGGCGUCUUACUGGCUAGCUCUGUCUUAAUUAUUAAGUCAUAACUACUAAUCUAUGUAUUUCUGCGUGGCCUUAUCUUACCCGAGAACACCUGGCACGCCCUAUCUUCCUGGUCUCUACAUGGCGUCUCUUUCUGUGGCUUCCCUCUGCCUUCCUCUUCCCAGACUUCUCCUGCUCUGGUUGCUGCACUUAUUUAUGCUUCCUGAAUGGCUAUUGGCUAAACAGUGUUGUAUCCAUCAACCAAUAAGAGAAACAUAUAUACAGAAGGACAUCACCCCUCACAGUGGAGGCAGCAGUACACAUUCCGGAGUGGCAGAACAAUGUGCAUGGUGAUUACUACAAGCGGAUGUGGUUCUGAAAUUAAAUCUAGGCACAGCUUGUGUUGACUCUUGAGUUGGGAAUCUUGAGGGGAGUGGCAUGCUGAUUUGGAAGCCUGGAGAUGUCAAGGUAGCUUUUUUUUUUUUUAAGAGAACUAUUCUUCCAUUAAACGCUGAUACUUCCCACAAAUGCUGUUAUAUUUCUCUGACUGCCCUCCCUUCUUUUCUCACCACUUCGCACCCCUAAAGUACUCGUUUUAUAUUGCUUUCCCAUGUAACUUGACGAUCUGGGUUACAAACAGCAUUCCUCUGUGAAUGAUACAGAUGCUCCAUUUGUUUAACUCAAACUCCAUUUUUUAGCGAAAACAAUG
Messenger RNA from Phodopus roborovskii (desert hamster), 1745 nucleotides. Its product is annotated as leukocyte immunoglobulin-like receptor subfamily A member 5. NCBI's taxonomy places the organism in Eukaryota, Metazoa, Chordata, Mammalia, Rodentia, Cricetidae. Bases 94 to 963 code for a protein of 289 amino acids. The transcript has 5 exons. The record is from RefSeq and is a predicted model, not a curated record. Gene Ontology annotation, biological process: cytokine-mediated signaling pathway. Gene Ontology annotation, molecular function: inhibitory MHC class I receptor activity.